GGGUGCUGCCGGCCGCGCUCCGAUCGGCGGAAGUGCCGCUGCCCCAGUUCCGGCGAGCGGGUCGUGCCGCCGGGACGGCACCGGGCAUGGCGCUGUGGCUGCCGCGCUCCCACGACGGCGGCGCCCCGGAGGAGGAGGACGACGAGCGGGCGCAGGCUGCCGCCUUCCGGCAGCGCUUGCCGGAGGUGCAGACAUACAGCCAAGGGAUUGAAUUAGCCUGCCAAAAAGAAAGAGAGUUUGUGAAGCACUCUGUAGAAUGCACAUGGAACCUAGCAGAAGCCCAGCAAAAAUUUGGUAGUUUAGCACUGCAUAAUUCAGAAUCCUGUGAUCAGGAAUCUGCUCAAGCAAGGACAGAAGCUGCUGAGUUGAGAUGGCGAGAGGAAGAAUGGAGAAGAAAAGAAGAAGCACUAAACCAGAGGGAAAGACAGAAUCUAUGGAACUCAGAUCCUGUUAGUAAAGAAGUUUUUAAUAAGAGUUUUAUUAAUCAAAAAAGAAAAGAAAUUGAAGAUGAAGCUGUGUCUGAACCACUUAUGCAAAAACAUGAACAAAAGAUUAGAUACUUUGGCAUGCUGAGCAGAUGGGAUGAUAGUCAAAGGUUUUUGUCUGAUCACCCAUACCUUGUAUGUGAAGAAACAUCUAGGUAUCUCAUGUUGUGGUGUUUUCAUCUAGAAGCUGAACAGAAAAGAGCUCUGAUGGAGCAAGUAGCACACCAAGCAGUUGUAAUGCAGUUUAUUAUAGAAAUUGCCAGAAGUUGCAAUGUGGAUCCAAGAGGAUGUUUUCGUCUCUUUUUCCAAAAAGCCAAAACAGGAGAAGGCUACUUUGAGGCCUUUAAAAAUGAACUUGAGGCAUUUAAGACAAGAGUGAGAAUCUGGUCACAAUCACAUGGCUUUCAAACUAUGUUACUCCAUGAUCUCAAUGUUAAUCCUGGUUGCAUGGGAGAGUGGACAUCUUUCUUACAGAACACAGGAGAUCUACAAGGUUCCAUAAACACGGAUGUCUGCAGUUUUAACUCUGUGAUACAAAGAGAUGAAGAAGAAUCCAAAAUGAUGGACACAUUAUAGUACUUUUAAGCCUGAGGCCAAGUACUCUUUUAUUUCCCCUUUGGUUUUUUUUCCCAAAGAAACAAACAUGGCUAUUUUCUUGACACUUAUUUUUCUGGGUACUGCACUUUAUUUUUUUGUGUCAGAUUUUUGUUGUUUUUAUUUCGUUUUGGGGGGGAGGGACUUCGAAGGGUGAGUAAUUAAGAAAAACUUGUAAUAUUGUUUGAAAUGUGCUGCUAGGUUUUUAGUUGUCCUUGAAGAGCAGGGUUCUUACAUUGCCGAAUGUGAAACUGGAUGUGUUUUCUGCUACUAACCUUGCCUUUCAUGAUUUUGGAAAUUAAACAUCUGCACAAAUACAAUGUUUACAAGAAGCAGCAGAUUCUUGUUAGAAUCUGCUAUUGUCUUACUACAGAUGUGGAUAUGUUUUACUCUGAAUAUUGGAGAUUGCAACUGUAUUCAUGCUACCUUGCUGACAGUAUAAGCUCUCAAAUUUGGUUAUCACUAAUAGCAAUAAAUCAGUAUCUGGUAUCAGUA
Molecule: messenger RNA, 1574 nt
Organism: Corvus hawaiiensis (hawaiian crow)
Lineage: Eukaryota; Metazoa; Chordata; Aves; Passeriformes; Corvidae
Gene: CDC37L1
Product: cell division cycle 37 like 1, HSP90 cochaperone
Exons: 7
Coding region: 87-1061 (324 amino acids)
Biological process (GO): protein folding; protein stabilization
Cellular component (GO): cytoplasm
Molecular function (GO): heat shock protein binding; protein-folding chaperone binding
Source: RefSeq, a predicted model, not a curated record